Zymoseptoria tritici IPO323 is the source of this 620-nucleotide messenger RNA. RefSeq lists its product as uncharacterized. Bases 68 to 331 code for a protein of 87 amino acids. Lineage: Eukaryota; Fungi; Ascomycota; Dothideomycetes; Mycosphaerellales; Mycosphaerellaceae. The record is from RefSeq and is a predicted model, not a curated record. The transcript has a single exon.
CGAGGAACAAUCACGCUCAUUGUUCUACGUUCUGUGCUUGUGUAGUUCGUAUGAGGUCGUACUUGAGAUGGGUAUUGUCGGGAGGACCACAAGGCGAUACAGUGGCUCAGCCGUGCCCGCUUCUUUCCUGGAGCCACAGAGGGCACAGAGGAUUCGGUUCUGCAGGAUGGUCCGCGUUAUGCAGGUCAGCGGCGAGGUGGUGUGCAGAUUAUGGAUCUGUUUGGAAUGGAGUGUGACUGGGAUGAAACGAGACGGUGAGAGACGAUCAGUAUCGAAAGCGGCGAGGAGAAGGGUGCAUCGAGUGGCACGGUAUGUGAUAGGUUUGCCAUAGUUGCCACAAUGGAGUACCUGACAAUGGCGAGUUCCCCUGAAGUCCCAAGAGCCCACUUGAAUCCCGGCGACGUUACUCCCACCUGCAUGGGCAAACAGCGGCGUUGUAUCCAAUAUACGGGUAGCAACGUGGUGAAUCUCCGCAGUGGAGAGCAGAACGUGCGGUCGGUAUAGACCUCCUUGCUUCAACAUCCCGAGACCUGGCGGAGCCCAUCAACUCGGCGCUGGCUUACGGGCGGCAUCCCGUACACCGAAGUCAGGUCUCGCAAAGGUGCCUUGGUGCUCAUCGU